CUGCGCACUCGGGGACAAGACACACAACACAAGUGUAUGUGUAUCGCUGCGCUUGCGCCGUCACACACACACGGAGAAGGGGGAGAGGGCGCUUGCGGAGACGAGACGACGAGAGUGAACAAGGCAGAGGGGAGAGGUCGAGAUGGAGUUUGGUUUCCUGGGGCUGGGCAUCAUGGGGAAGGCAAUGGCGACCAACCUCCUCCGCCGCGGCUUCCGCGUCACCGUCUGGAACCGAACCAUCGCCAAGUGCCAAGAGCUCGUCGCGCUGGGCGCCACCGUCGGGGAGACGCCCGCUUCCGUCGUCGGCAAGUGCAACUACACCAUCGCCAUGCUCUCCGACCCCAGCGCAGCGCUAUCAGUUGUCUUCGACAAGGAUGGCGUGCUCGAGCAGAUCGGGAAUGGGAAAGGGUAUGUGGACAUGUCCACUGUGGAUGCCACAACUUCUUCCAAGAUCAGUGAGGCAGUUAAACAAAAAGGUGGAGCUUUCCUUGAAGCUCCAGUUUCGGGGAGCAAGAAGCCAGCUGAAGACGGUCAACUGGUCAUUCUUGCUGCAGGGGACAAGCCAUUGUAUGAUGAUAUGGUGCCUGCAUUUGAUGUACUGGGGAAAAAGUCAUUCUUUCUUGGAGAGAUUGGAAAUGGAGCAAAGAUGAAGCUGGUGGUCAACAUGAUCAUGGGAAGUAUGAUGAAUUCUUUGUCCGAGGGACUCUGUUUGGCAGAUAAAAGUGGGUUGAGCCCCCAGACGCUUCUGGAUGUUCUGGACCUCGGUGCAAUUGCAAACCCAAUGUUCAAGUUGAAGGGGCCCUCAAUGCUCCAGGGCAGCUACAACCCUGCAUUUCCUCUGAAACAUCAGCAGAAGGACAUGAGGUUAGCUCUUGCUCUGGGAGAUGAAAACGCCAUCUCCAUGCCGGUCUCAGCAGCUGCGAAUGAGGCUUUCAAGAAGGCCAGAGGCCUGGGACUGGGGGACCUUGAUUUUUCGGCGGUCUAUGAGGUAGUGAAGGGCGCAGGUGGUUCAGGCCAGGCGUGAUGGAUGAUGGUCGCAUUUGGACGCUUGAAUCAUAUGACCGUGUCACCCCAUUUCUAUGCAGAUUUGCAACAGUGACUUGUCAUCGUAUUGAUGUGUAUAUUCAAGAUUUGACAGCUGACCUCGCAAAAGAAAUAAAUGAAGAUUUGAUACUA
Molecule: messenger RNA, 1176 nt
Organism: Phragmites australis (common reed)
Lineage: Eukaryota; Viridiplantae; Streptophyta; Magnoliopsida; Poales; Poaceae
Product: glyoxylate/succinic semialdehyde reductase 1-like
Exons: 8
Coding region: 143-1024 (293 amino acids)
Cellular component (GO): cytosol
Molecular function (GO): NADP binding; 3-hydroxybutyrate dehydrogenase activity; NAD binding
Source: RefSeq, a predicted model, not a curated record